Messenger RNA from Bombina bombina (fire-bellied toad), 2189 nucleotides. RefSeq names its product protein only RNase P catalytic subunit (gene PRORP). The transcript is spliced from 7 exons. Gene Ontology annotation, biological process: mitochondrial tRNA 5'-end processing; tRNA 5'-leader removal. The record is from RefSeq and is a predicted model, not a curated record. The coding region runs from base 228 to 1982 and encodes 584 amino acids. Gene Ontology annotation, molecular function: ribonuclease P activity; protein binding. Gene Ontology annotation, cellular component: mitochondrial ribonuclease P complex; mitochondrion. NCBI's taxonomy places the organism in Eukaryota, Metazoa, Chordata, Amphibia, Anura, Bombinatoridae.
GGUCACCAAAGACAAGCACGAGUACUGUAGAGGCAGCUAUUGCUAAAGCAUGUUAAAGAACUGUGCACUAGAGAUGUAAAUGACAAGGAAUGAAGCAUAUUAAGGGAUUACGGUCAUCUUAAACACAGUAUUCUUCUUUAUAUUUAAAUUCACGCAAUGACAGAUAUUAAUCAUUAGUUAACUCACUCCAAACUGUUAAUAAUUACGAAUCAACUACAAACUGUAUAAUGUUUUCUUUAAUUGCAUGCUGCAGGAGUUUGCAGAGCAAGUCGUAUGUGAGAAAAUCGUUGGUAUGCAAACGUGCACGGCAAUUGUUAUUCCGUGAUAAUCAUGCAGCACAAUACACAAGUGUUUAUAAUAUGUGGCUACAUACCACAUGUGGUAUGAAUAAGACUUUUCAACCAAAACCUAGAAAACCAAAUACAACACAUAAGGAAAGAAAUGAAAACUCGUCUCCUCAUUCUUCCACAGUAUUUUCUGCAGGAGCAGCAAAGAAAAGGUCUGAAAUGAUGAAGUCCAAAAUAGAUGCACCAACUAAUGUGGAUACAAAUUCAACGUCUGUGAAAAGAAAAUAUAUAGUUCCCCCCUCUGUGCCACUUGGAAGUGAUGAAUGGAGGAAACUGAAAGAUGAAUCUUUUCGACCCAAUGGGUUUGUAAACGUUAUGAUGUCAAAAAUGAUAGCAGAAAACUGUGACAUAAAUGUUGCAAAAUCGCUGUUGAAUUUUGCAGCAAAGGAACAAGAAGGCAUUAGCUAUGAAUUACUCCUGAAAUAUUUGGCCUUAUGCAUCAAGCAGAAUAAUAUUACAGAAGUGUAUGAUAUUUAUGAAAUAAUGAGAAAUAGAUUCAAGUCAUUUGAUACCGGUGCUUAUAGUUUGUUCAUUAAAGGAUUUAGCCAAACAGAUAACUGGAGAGAAUCAAUCAAAAUGUUAGAAACGCUAAAAAGAACAAUCAAGCCUUCUUCAAAAAACUAUGGAGAUUGCAUUAAAGCAGCUAUUGUACACCGAGAGGCCAAACAAGCCUGGGCACUUUAUAAAGAAAUGUUGCUGAAUGACCUGAUACCCUGUGACAAUACCUUACAAUCCCUGUUUGAUGCUGACAGGGAUCUGCAAGAUGAUACCUUCAGGACUGAGCUCAUUAAUAUUCUGGGUUAUUUUCGAGAUCAUCAAAUCUACCCUGGAGAAUAUCUAAUGCAGAGCAUAAAAUUAUGGUUUGAAAGUAUUCCUGAUGAACACUGGAGAGGAUAUCUGAGCAGAGUCUCUGACAGUGGUCAUUGUGAAGCUUGUAAACAACAGCUGGAAUCUAUUCACCUGAAACCUGAGGAGUACAGUGCUCUAAAGGAUGUUUUUCUCACCACUGUGAUCAAAGGACAUGAUGUGUUUCGUAAGACUACACCGCAGGAGCUGCAAGAGUUUCAACACUUUGUGAGAUCCAAUCCACCUUAUGAUGUUGUUGUUGAUGGACUGAAUGUGGCCCACAUGGACCCUAAAGGAAUCCGUUCACAAACUCUUCUGGAUGUGGUAACCAGCCUGUCAUCUGGGGGAAAGCGAGUUUUGGUUCUGGGGAGGAAGCACAUGCUGAAAGAAUCCAGGACCUGGGUGAAACGUCAUAUUCAGCUUCUGCAGAAAAAGUCUGAUUGCUUUUUUAUUGAUGACAUUUCGGAAGAUGAUCCAUUCCUACUAUAUGCCAGCCUGAGCUCUGGUAACCACUGCUGCUUUUUAACCAGAGAUCUUCUGCGAGAUCAUAAAGCCUGUCUGCCUGAUGCUCACACUCAACGACUCUUCUUCAAAUGGCAACGUGGGCACCAGCUGGUGAUUCCUUUUUACACACUGGGCAGCAAAGUGUUUUUGCAGCCAAGACUGAGUUAUGACACAAUACUGCAGAGCACAGAUGUUUCCUGGCAUAUUCCAUACGAUAAGACAGGUGUGGAGAGAGCGUCUUUUGAAGUUCCGAAGACUUGGUUGUGUUUGCAAAAGAGACGCUGAAAGUUUAUGGAAACUAUGAACUCUUUUGUUACAAUAAAUAUUUAUAUAAAGCAAUGACAAAUCUUUAUGAUGAAGGCCAUAAUUGCUAAAUGUUAUUAAAAAACAUGUAUAUUUUUUAUGAUAUGGAACUGCACCCUAGCAUGUGGUAUUUGUUUCUUAAUAAAUGAGAUGUCAUUAAAUUAAUAAAAAAAACUUGAUUCUGUAGAA